UAUAACAAUAACUGAUAUUGAUUAAAUUUGACCAGUAAAUUACUUGAAAUCAAAAGGUGGGGUAUUCAAGAAAAUUUGAAUAUUCUUAUAAGUUUCAAUUUAGAUAAUGUCAAUUUUUUUCUUUUCUAUAAUAAAUAGAACCCGAUAUUCUAAGGGGGCUUAUAAUAAGGGUUUGUUAUUGGCAAGAAAACCACAACCAAACAAUAUCAUAAAAGCAAAAAGUGGUUUCUGUUAAAAUAUUCUAUUUCUAUUUGUAGUGAAUAUGGAGGCUUACGCAGGUGUAGAAUUUCUCGAAAAUAGUGAAAUAGCUCUGGUCCACUCAAAAUGGCUCACUCCUACAAAAAGGCAUACUUUUUGGCCCCCUUAUAAAACUUCAGGGCCUUUUAAUAAAUCUCUAACUAUUGCCGAAGAACCUGAUGAACCUUGGAAGUUGUAUCCUAUCAAAAGAUUGCUUUUUUACUGUGACAACCUGGAAAAGGCCAGAAAGAAAUUAAAGAAGUGGGAGGAAACUUCAGAUAUACAAUCUUCAGAGUCGGACUUUGAAACAUUACGUGUAAAAAGAAGGUUAAAAGCUAAGAGAUGCUUGUCAGAUUCUACCAGUGAGGAUGAGGAGCCUAGCAAAAAACUAAAAAGACCCCCUUGCUUUCCUAACCUAAGAGCAGACUCCGGUUGUGGUAGCUCAGAUGUUUAUCAGGAGAUGACAAGUACUCCAACUAGACUCUCUAGUAGAAAAAAUUUGAAAUCGGGGGAAAUUUCAACUACUACACUUGAGAAUACACUACUUACCCUGCCAAAUAGGAUUAUUUUACCAAAUUCAGAUAUUUUAAAGUCAUCACCAUCAACAUCAAUAAUUAUAAGGGAAGAUAACACAUCAAAUGCUAACACUGAAAGUUUCUGUGAAAGCAAUACAACCAUUAGUGUAUCUUCAAAUGCUUUAGAGAAAAUUUAUAGGCAAGUUAAAAAGUUGGGAGAAGAACUAAAGGAAGUUAAAGGAUUGCUCAAACAAUCAAGGCAUCCCUCAAGUGUUCCUAGUUUGCCCAAUAAUCUACCAGUUGAACUUCCCUUAAAUUCUCAAGAAAAUUUACAAAUAUUAGAACACUAUCUAGGUGAAGAGGAAGCAUUUAAUAAUUUGGCCUUAUAUCUUUCAACACUUGGAGGUAAUGGCAUGGUAUCCUGUGUAAAUAAAAUUCUAAGACUUCUUCUAUCAGAUAUCUUAGCAACUGCUUAUAACUUUGCUGGGCAACGGAGUAAACAAGCAUUCGGAACAACAAAACUUAAUUCUCUUGUGAUAAGAGCUAUACAAGUUACAUCCCCAUUAACAACUAAAGCAGAAAUUGAAAAUGCAGUCAAAACUUGGCUGAAGCAUGCCAAGCAAAGAAUUGAUAAAAAAAGGAAGUCAUAUUGAUGAUGUUUUUUUAUGUGUCAUAUAGUGCAAUUUAUUUUGUAAGUAAACUUAUUCAUGUUAAAAAUGUUAAAACGAAAACAAAAAGAAUUUGUUGGGCCAAGACAAAAGUCUAGGCGAGCUUUAAAAGCUUCACAAGAUUUUGCUAAUACAAUAAAUGGGGAUGUUGCUAAUAAUAAUUCAUCUCAAAAUGCUAUUGUGAGACAUAUUUCUGAUAAACAGAUUGUCAUUAAAAAUGUCACAUUAAUUGCAGACAAAAAGAAUGAGCACACUUUAUCUAAAGUCUCUACCAGUAGUUGUAGUGAUACAUCUCUCUUAAAUUCUUCACUCUCAAUUUCUAGUAAAAAUUCUUCACCUGAGGAAAAAAGUGUUCUUCGUGAGCAGUUAGUUCAAUGGGCAACUUUAAAACAUAAAAUAUCUCAUUCUGCUUUGACAGAUCUUCUUCAUAUACUUUCACCCUACCAUCCUGAACUCCCUUUAAGUAGCCGUACUUUAUUGGCGACUCCUAAUUUUACCGAUAUGAACAAAUUGGAAACAGGUGACCUUUGUUAUUUUGGUAUUGAAAAUGCUCUCAAAAAAAUUGUUUUGCAUUCCCCUAUUGAUAGGCAACUUCAAAUAUGUUUUAAUGUUGAUGGUAUCCCACUAUUUAGAAGUUCAAAACUUCAACUUUGGCCAAUAUUAGGUUUAAUAAAAAAUAUACCUAAUAGUAUUGUUUUUACCGUCGCAGUUUUUUGUGGAAAAAGUAAGCCAAAACCUUUAAAUUUAUUUGUAAAAUCAUUUAUAGAUGAAUUAAAUUCUUUGCUGCAAAAUGGACUAGUUAUUGGAAAUGAUCACAUUAAUGUGUCAUUACACAGUUUUAUCUGUGACGCCCCUGCUCGAGCCUAUCUGAAGUGUACAAAAUCUCAUACAGGUUAUUCUUCUUGUGAUAAAUGUACAGUCCAUGGAGAUUAUUACAUGAAUAAAGUUGUUUUUGAUAGCAUAGAAUCUCAGAAACGAAGCGAUGAGUCAUUUCGUAUGCAGCUUGAUGAAGACCACCACAUUGCUGAAACCCCUUUAACACAGCUACCAAUUAAUUUGAUUAAAUGUUUUCCAACCGACUAUAUGCACAAUGUUUGCUUAGGAAUUGUUAAGAAACUACUUCAUACUUGGAUUGGGGGUUCUUUAAAAGUAAGAUUAUCGAGCCAUGAAGUUAAGGUAAUAUCCCAGCGGCUGCUUGAUUUAAAAAAGUAUAUACCAAUGGAAUUUAACCGGAAACCUCGCACUCUUGAUGAAUUGUCAUAUUGGAAAGCUACUGAAUUUAGGCAAUUUUUACUUUAUUUAGGCCCUUUAGUUUUGACAGAUAUUUUAGAUAUAGCCAUUUAUGAAAAUUUUCUUGCUUUUCAUUUUUCAAUUUAUAUUCUAUUAUCAAAAAAGCAUAUUAAAAAAUUUGGAGUUUCAUUUGUAAGAAAUGUAAUAAAUAUUUUCAUUAAUCACUUAAAAACAUUAUAUGGCUUGGAAUUCAUGAUAUAUAAUGUUCAUUUAUUAUCACAUAUUUGUGAUGAUGUAGAAUCAUUUGGUGUUCUUGACAACUUUUCAGCAUUUCCUUUUGAGAAUUAUUUAGGACAAUUGAAGUCCCUAAUAAAAUCUCCAAUAAAUCCUAUACAACAGAUUCAUCGCCGGUUGGUUGAAAGAGAUUUAAUCAUUUCCAAAGGAAAUUCCCAGUAUGAUCAUCUCAAGCUUGUUCAGGAACAUACAAGAGGUCCAUUACCUAAUUUCAAUAGUGGUAUUAAAUAUCAUCAACAGUUUUCCAAAAUUAUAUUUCAUGAUACAACUUUUUCAGUACUGCAUCAUUCAAAGGCAGAUUGCUAUUGCUUGACCAAAAAUGGAAAUAAGAUUGUUGAAAUACAUAACAUUUUAAAAGCAGAUGACAAUAACAUUUAUGUUGUUGGAAAAGAAUUUAUUAGCUAUUCUGAUUUAUAUUCAUACCCCUAUCCCUCUAGCCACUUAACUAUUUUUGUUGUAAACAAUUUGUCAGACUUUAAAAUCUGGUCAAUUAAUGACAUUUUUGGCAAAUGCUUUGUUUUACCAUUUAGGCAAAAAGGUUGUGUUGCUAUUCCUAUUAUACAUAGUAUAAUGGGGUAAACAAAAAACAAAAUUCAUUGUUAAGUUUUCAGUGUAUAUACAUAUAUGGUGUUUUUCAACACAACAAAUACCUAUAAUAUUAAUAAUUAUUGUAUGAUAGAAUUUCACGCUUGUUUUAAGAAUUUUAAAUCUAAUUUGAACGUCAUUAUUUUCGAGUUGUACAGUACUUAAGUUCAGGUAUGUUUGCGGAGUUGCUUUAGACGCAAAUGUGA
Molecule: messenger RNA, 3735 nt
Organism: Anthonomus grandis grandis
Lineage: Eukaryota; Metazoa; Arthropoda; Insecta; Coleoptera; Curculionidae
Exons: 6
Coding region: 1460-3523 (687 amino acids)
Source: RefSeq, a predicted model, not a curated record